Molecule: messenger RNA, 1272 nt
Organism: Sphaerodactylus townsendi
Lineage: Eukaryota; Metazoa; Chordata; Lepidosauria; Squamata; Sphaerodactylidae
Gene: MED9
Product: mediator complex subunit 9
Exons: 3
Coding region: 192-701 (169 amino acids)
Biological process (GO): regulation of transcription by RNA polymerase II
Cellular component (GO): mediator complex
Molecular function (GO): transcription coregulator activity
Source: RefSeq, a predicted model, not a curated record
AAAAGCAAACAAAGGGGGUCGAGCCGGCUGUUGCUUUCAGUGCAGUCCAAAGCAAGGAGCAAAGCAAGAAAAGGGUUUUGUUUUAAAUGCAUUUGAAGCAAAGCAAACGAAGGGGAUCGGGCCCGCUUUCCUUUGGAAUGCAACCCGAAUAAAGGUAAAAGAACAGGCCGAGGAGGCGGAGGAUCGCGCUCAUGGCAGCGCCGGGCUCCACAGCCGCCGUGGGGGGCUCCCGGGCCGAGGAGCAGCAGCCCCCGCCCCCCGCCGCACCCCCCUCUCAACCGCAGGCCACCGAGACAGCCGGACAACCUCCACCGCAACAGCCCUUGCCAGCAGAGCAGAAGUUCCAGCCGCCCCCCGCCCAGGCCGCACCCCCACCGGCCGCCCAGGCGCAGCAGCAGCCGACCCCGCCGCCGGGACCCCCUGCUCCGCGGCCAGACCAGCAGGACGCCUCGUUCUUGCCCUUGGUGCAUGACAUCAUCAAAUGCAUGGACAAAGACAGCCAGGAUGUCCACCAGGUGCUGAACGAACUGCGGAACAAGUUUGUGGAGAUGCGGAAAUUGAUCAAGAGCAUGCAGGGCAUCGGCGUGAGCCCCGAGCGGCAGCAGGAGCAGCUCCAGAGCCUCCGCGAGCAAGUCCGGACAAAGAGCGAAUUGCUGCAGAAAUAUAAGAGCCUGUGCAUGUUCGAGAUCCCGAAGGAAUAGGGUCAGCCGAGCUUGUGUGAACAGUUGCACCCCUCGUUCCAAAUCAGACUGUGAUGUGACCAGAGCAUAGAUAUACUUGACAUUUGCCAUAAUGUUCUGUCUUGGGUUGUCUCUGCAGCAACGUGAAGCUGGUUUUUAUCACAGGGAGGAGUCGGUGUGUAAGAAUAUUCCUCGCACCUAGAAAGCUAAUUUGUAUCCUGCGGGGCUUUAUUUCCAUAAGUGGGGAGUGAUGUGUUGUUUUUAAAAAAAAUGAGCGAGGGUUUUGUUUUGACAGUGAGGCGGGCCAGAACAGUUCUGAUAUUGCUGCGUGUAAAAAUUGGUUGUGUGAGUCUUUAAAGGGGAAAACGAGUGAACGCAAACGUUGACCUGUAGAAAAGAAACCCAUUGGAAACUUAGAUAUCAGUACAGAGAAAAAAAUGGGGCUAAAAUUUAGAACGGACUUUUGGUCCUGAUUCCUGGGAGAAAUGGCAGGAAGCCCUCUAUUUAGACAUGUCUGUAUGAAUUUUGGAGUUCCUUUUUUUAGUGAACACUUCCUGUUGGCAGGAUGGUUCAAAUAAAAAUAUUAAAUGCA